AUGCGGAGGAGCCGGCCAAUGAGGAUCGAAUACCCUUCCCAGGAGCAUCCAAUCAUUAGCCGUGCGGGGACCAAUCAGCUGGGAUGGAGUUUUCUUCAAAGUCCCGAGGAAGGAGGCGGGGUUCAUUAUGGAAGUUAUGGUUCCUGCGGAGGUAUUUCUCCAAGGGAUGGGAGGAGAGGAUUCGAAGCACGAGCCGGCGCUAAUGAAACAUGUUGCCAUCAUAUUGCCAAUCCACCGAUAGAUGUCAGCAGCCAUCCUGCAGAAACAUCCCUUAAAAGGUUCAGGACAGGGGGAUGUUUUUACCUGAAGGGUCGGAAGAAUGGCAGAAACUAUUUCCGUGAAGAACCAAUAGAGAGCGUAAUAGCGGAGGAAAACAAUGGCAAGGGUAUAAAAGAACCCGCUGAGGAUAUUAAUAUAAUUAUCCUCCGAGCCCAGGACCGCUUUUUGUGUCCUUUGAUGGACACUUUUGCAUUUCGGCCUGACAGGAUCCUCUUUCUUCAGCCGCCUCUCCAGCAAUAUUUCAACCGCUCCAGCGCUCCCCUUUUCCCAGCGGCGAAAAAACUUCCGCCGUCCUUGUGA
Nezara viridula (southern green stink bug) is the source of this 579-nucleotide messenger RNA. The record is from the annotation of a GenBank genome assembly. Lineage: Eukaryota; Metazoa; Arthropoda; Insecta; Hemiptera; Pentatomidae.